UUGUCUUGCCUCGCAGGUACCGAACAUCUUCGCAUUGUAGAACAGAUCAUCCAUUCUCGUGAUUCAUCUGUCGCCCAUACUGUAGUCUAUGACGUUUUCGCGGGUAUCGGCCCUUUUGCUGUUCCAAUAUCUCGUCGUCUUCGGGAUUCCGGAAGAGUGCUAGCUAAUGAUCUUAAUCCAGAGGCUUAUAAAUGGCUUUGUAUAAAUGCUGACCUUGAUCGUGGUAAAAGACACGCACAAAAUCUCGCUUGCUACUGUGUUGACGGAAGGGCAUUCAUCCGUGACGCGGUAUGA
This is a messenger RNA of Protopolystoma xenopodis, 294 nucleotides long. The record is from the annotation of a GenBank genome assembly. Lineage: Eukaryota; Metazoa; Platyhelminthes; Monogenea; Polystomatidea; Polystomatidae.